GCAGCUUGCUGGUUCUCCACCUGUAUUAUUGACUUGAACGACGACGAUGGCCGGCGCACUCCCAAACGCAAAACGGAAUCUUCCAAAGAUCGCAGAUGAGGAGCGCGAGUCUCGCUUCGGUCAGGUCUUCGGCGUGUCCGGGCCUGUAGUCAUAGCAGAAAACAUGACCGGGUGUGUCAUGUACGAGCUUGUCCGCGUCGGGCACGAUGAGCUCGUCGGAGAGGUCAUCCGUAUUGAUGCCGACAAGGCGACGAUCCAGGUCUAUGAGGAGACCUCAGGCGUCACCGUCGGAGAUCCGGUACUACGAACGGGGAAGCCGCUCAGUGUCGAGCUUGGGCCUGGUCUGAUGGGUAAUAUCGUUGACGGUAUCCAACGGCCAUUGCGCGCUAUUCAAGAACUUUCGAAAUCCAUAUAUAUUCCUCGUGGAAUCAACACUGAAGCGCUUGAUCGCUCACUGCAGUGGGAAUUCACUCCCACCAACUUCCAGGUCGGUGAUCAUGUCUCAGGCGGUGAUAUCUUCGGACGCGUAUACGAGAAUUCCCUCGUCGAUGCGCACAAGAUCAUGCUAUCUCCCAAAGCAAUGGGCACCAUCACACAUAUAGCAGAAAAGGGCAGCUACGCCGUUGACGAUAUUGUCUUGGAGACCGAAUUCCAGGGCAAGACCACAAAGCAUACAAUGAUGCAAUUGUGGCCGGUCCGUGCACCACGUCCUGUCGCAGAGAAGCACACGGCGAACUACCCCCUUCUCACUGGCCAACGCAUCUUAGACGCUCUAUUCCCAUGUGUACAAGGAGGAACUACCGCCAUUCCUGGCGCCUUCGGGUGCGGAAAGACGGUCAUCUCACAAGCCCUGUCCAAAUUCUCCAACAGCGACAUCAUCAUCUACGUCGGAUGUGGCGAGCGCGGAAAUGAGAUGGCUGAGGUCUUGAUGGAGUUCCCUGAGCUGACAAUGGAGAUCGGUGACCGCCAAGAGCCCAUUAUGAAGCGCACGACGCUCGUCGCGAACACAUCCAACAUGCCUGUCGCCGCUCGAGAAGCAUCUAUCUACACAGGAAUCACCCUCGCAGAGUACUUCCGUGAUCAAGGUACCAAUGUCUCGAUGAUGGCCGACUCGACAUCGCGUUGGGCCGAGGCGCUGCGUGAGAUCUCAGGUCGUUUGGCAGAGAUGCCUGCAGACUCCGGCUACCCCGCCUAUCUGGGUACCAAACUCGCCUCUUUCUACGAGCGCGCCGGAAAAGUUACUGCGCUCGGCAACCCUGUCCGCCAAGGCACUGUCUCUAUUGUUGGCGCUGUGUCGCCGCCUGGCGGUGAUUUCUCCGAUCCCGUUACGUCCGCCACGCUUGGCAUCGUCCAGGUCUUCUGGGGACUUGACAAGAAGCUGGCCCAGCGCAAACACUUUCCUUCUGUUAACUGGAACUUGUCGUACUCGAAGUACACGAAGGUGCUCGAGCCGCACUAUGAGAGCACAGAGCCUGGGUUUGUUGAGCUGCGCACGCGGACGAAAGAGAUUCUUCAGAAGGAAGAAGACUUGGCCGAAAUCGUGCAACUGGUCGGGAAGAGUGCGCUGGGCGAGAACGACAAAAUCACGCUCGAGGUUGCACGGAUGCUGAAGGACGAUUUCUUGCAGCAGAACGGCAUGAGCGAGUACGAUCGCUACUGUCCGUUCUACAAGACGAGCGCGAUGCUGCGCAAUUUUGUCGGAUUUCAUGACGCAGCGCUCAAGGCGGUCUCGCAGGGGGAUCUUACGUUCGCCAAGAUCAAAGACGCAGCAGGCGAUAUCAUGUUCAAGCUGUCGCAGAUGAAGUUCGAGUCUCCCUCUCAAGGGCAAGAAGCGAUCAAGCAGAAGCUCGACGGCCUCCACGCAGAAAUCCAAGACAAAUUCAGAACGCUGGUGGAGUGAGCGUAUGAAUUUGCGGCUUUCCGGCUUUUGGAUGAGACGACUGCAAUCUCGCAGCCUGACUGGCUGUAUCGGCGGCCAGUAAUGUGAUGAACGAGGACUUUUCGUUUGAAGAUGUGUAGUUUUCUACAUUAUACAUCCAUACCCCCCCCAUGUCGUGCGCUGUGUUGCGACGAGUGCUGGCGGUAGACUGUCCACGC
Messenger RNA from Heterobasidion irregulare TC 32-1, 2097 nucleotides. RefSeq names its product vacuolar H+-ATPase V1 sector, subunit A. Gene Ontology annotation, biological process: proton transmembrane transport; ATP metabolic process. The transcript is spliced from 10 exons. NCBI's taxonomy places the organism in Eukaryota, Fungi, Basidiomycota, Agaricomycetes, Russulales, Bondarzewiaceae. The record is from RefSeq and is a predicted model, not a curated record. Gene Ontology annotation, molecular function: ATP hydrolysis activity; proton-transporting ATPase activity, rotational mechanism; ATP binding. Bases 47 to 1900 code for a protein of 617 amino acids. Gene Ontology annotation, cellular component: proton-transporting V-type ATPase, V1 domain; fungal-type vacuole membrane.